AUGAGAGCAACGAAGAAACGGCAACUCGUGAUAAAAAAGAGUAUAGCUCCAAGUGUCUCGGUAAUUCGAACUGUUCAUUACGGGCAGUGCUUGAAGAACCACGCGGCUAAUAUUGGUCUGUACGCUGUGGACGGCUGCAGAGAGUUCAUGGCAAGUGGAGAUGACGGUACACGAGGUGCUCUGACGUGCGCCGCCUGUGGCUGCCACCGGAAUUUCCACCGGAGAGAUGUAGACGAGAUUGCU
Molecule: messenger RNA, 243 nt
Organism: Lactuca virosa
Lineage: Eukaryota; Viridiplantae; Streptophyta; Magnoliopsida; Asterales; Asteraceae
Source: the annotation of a GenBank genome assembly